Molecule: messenger RNA, 819 nt
Organism: Annulohypoxylon truncatum
Lineage: Eukaryota; Fungi; Ascomycota; Sordariomycetes; Xylariales; Hypoxylaceae
Exons: 5
Coding region: 1-819 (272 amino acids)
Biological process (GO): mycotoxin biosynthetic process
Source: RefSeq, a predicted model, not a curated record
AUGGGGUCCCCAAAAGCUCAGUACGCCAACUUGCCGCACGUCGAUGACCGUGAUGACUCGAGGUCCAGCACGGAGGUCGAGGAUUCUUUGAUGGGCGAUGAGAAGCAAUGGCACGAUGUAGAAUUGAACAGGCCGAGGACGCGGACGCGGACAAGCAGAUUCAUCGCAGCCCUCAAGUCAACGAGAUCAAUAAUUGAUACUGCAUUAUUAUUUAUAAUUCUGGCAUUAUUAGUUCGAGAUCAAUGGUGGAAACCUGCAACCGAAGGAAAGGAAGUCGAUAACCCAUGGCAAUUCGGCCAAGACUUUACGGGAGUUGGUCCUAGGCUUACCUCGAAGAUCACAACAUUCAAAAGAGAUGAAUCAUAUGCGCCGAAUAACACUGCAGAAUUCUUCUCAGAUGAGGUACUGCAACGGUGGAAUGAUCUCAUGCCCAAGGGCAUGGGGUUCGUCUGGGUGAAUGAUACAAACAAGUAUCACGAUCUUCCCCACCCAAUCGAAUGGCCUGACAAGACCGUCUUCACCACCUCAGCCACCCAUCAAUUACAUUGUCUCUUUGCCAUUGUCCAGACUUACUCGGGUCUGACGUCCGGCCACGAGAUACCCGACGACCACCACUGGCAUAUGAUCCAUUGCUUCGAUUACAUGAGACAAGCCAUCCAGUGCAGCGCCGACAUGGCUCUAGAGGGGCUUGAGACAACCUUCCCGGACCACAAUGGUGGAUCUGACGGUUGGGACUCGAAGCAUGUAUGUCGCGAUUGGAGCGAUGUUAAGUCGUAUCUCGAGAGCGUACGGGCAUAUGACGACCAACUCAUUUACUGA